Seriola dumerili (greater amberjack) is the source of this 2374-nucleotide messenger RNA. RefSeq names its product cytidine and dCMP deaminase domain containing 1 (gene cdadc1). The coding region runs from base 33 to 1688 and encodes 551 amino acids. Gene Ontology annotation, biological process: dTMP biosynthetic process; dUMP biosynthetic process. NCBI's taxonomy places the organism in Eukaryota, Metazoa, Chordata, Actinopteri, Carangiformes, Carangidae. The record is from RefSeq and is a predicted model, not a curated record. Gene Ontology annotation, molecular function: dCMP deaminase activity; zinc ion binding. The transcript has 10 exons. Gene Ontology annotation, cellular component: cytoplasm.
UCCGUUAAUAUAGCUAGACAUUGGCAGGUUGAAUGGAAGGAAGCAAGACAAGGAACCGUGCCGAUACGGGCCAGUCCAGUCCGGGUCGAGAUACGAAAGACGGUAGCACCCAGACUGACAGCAGAGCACAAGGUCAUGGCCCCAGGUUAUCAAAGGUCAAUCUGUAUACAUUAUUGAGUUUGUGGAUGGAGCUGUUCCCUCGGGAACAGCACGAAGAGGAUGACCACAGUCAGAUCCGUGGCAUGGGUCUGGUGGUGGUGCGGGACAGUAAGGUGAUGGGACUCCACUGUUCAGGAGCUGAGCUUCACGCAGGACAGGCAGCCAUUAUCCAACAUGGCCCCCGCUUGGCUGACUGUCAGCUGUACUUCUCUAGGAGACCCUGUGCUACCUGCCUCAAGAUGAUCAUCAACGCUGGAGUCAGUCAGAUCUCUUUCUGGCCCGGAGACCCUGAGGUCAGCAUGCUGAGGUCCGCCUCUACAAACCCGUCGAACUCCUCCCACUCCCACAGUCCACCUGGCCGCAUCACGGAGGAGGCGGCGCUGGACGCUGUGGCGACAGAGAAGCUGAAGUCCAACAGCCGCCCUCACAUCUGUGUCCUGCUGCAGCCGCUGGUGCCCGGCCUGGCACAGUUUGUCAGCGAGACGUCCAGAGAGUGUGAUUUCAUGGAAAGAGUGACUGAUGACGAACCAGGGCUGAACGCAGAGGAACUCUUCAACGGAGAUCGAACGAAGCACCUGAAGGAUUUCUCCCGACAGUUUCUGGUCGGGACAUCGCAGCAGCACCGGGAGAUCUUGACACAAAUGGGUCUGGAGAACUUCUGCGUGGAGCCCUACUUCUCAAACCUGAGGAACAACAUGAGGCAGCUGGUGGAGGUUCUGGCCGCGGUGGCCGCCGGGAUGCCGCUUCGACACUACAGAUUCUACGGGGAACAGUGUUCAGCCACUGAGCCAUCACCGGCCUCACUGCCCCCUUCUCCUCCUCAUGAAGUAGUAUCCCAAGAAGUGGCUCGCCAUUGCAUUAUCCAAGCCAGACUGCUGGCCUACAGAACAGGUCUGCUUGCUUUUUGUGUUUGUCACAGAAGUCAAGGUGGAUGCAGGAUACGAGACUUGCUUCCUGUUUCAGGUCAGACUGAACAAGAAGAGGCUGGCUGCGACGGAACGGGGCGCCUGUACCUGGCGGGUUGCGGGUACAACGCUUACCCAGCAGGCUCCAAGUACGCCGAGUACCCACAGAUGGACAACAAGCAGGAGGACCGGCAGAGACGCAAAUACAGAUUCAUUGUCCACGCAGAGCAGAACGCCCUCACCUUCAGUGUUUUGACGGACAGCGUUCUCCCUGACGCCUUCAGGACUCGAGAAUUCAAAGCGGGGGAGCCCACCAUCCUGUUCGUAACCAAGUGUCCGUGUGACGAGUGCGUCCCUCUGAUCAGGGGAGCCGGCAUCACACACAUCUACACCACCGACCAGGACAGGGACAAAGACAAGGGAGACAUUUCCUACAUGAGGUUCAGCAGCAUGAAGGACGUCAACAAGUUCAUAUGGCAGAGGAGCCCUUCAGAUUGCUCGGUGUCCUUUCCUCAAGUUGCCAACGGUUGUGUCGGGAAGCACAACAGACAGACCGAGCGGGAGAGCCACAGCAGCAAGAAGCUGCGCAUCAACAGAUCCCAUGACUUACCUUCUGUCAGCUGAGCAUCGCACCUGCGCAGACGGACAGUUGGAUAAAUGGAGAAACCAAAAAAAACUACAGAAUCGUGUUUUUAGAUUAGAUAUUUUACGGUUGCUGCUCAAAUUCAUUUGAGAUCAAAUCUGUGCCUGCACAGAAUCUUCCGUUACUUUAUUUGCCCUUAAAUGCAGCUGCUGCAUGUUUGUUUCAUACAACGCUGACUGAGUGGUACGACCUAAAUCUAAAAUGUGAUAUUUUAACUGCCAUAGGCUGCUCUAUGGAGGAAUUGUUAGUCCAAUCCAAGUCAUUAAGAAGUGAUUGGCAGUGAGUAAAAGAGGUACAAAAUGGAAGGAAGGGACGGAUGGACGGAUCAGUGAUGGACAAGGUAAAGAAUGUGCGGACACUAUUUUUGAAUGAAGGAAAACAGUACAAACUAUGGAACUUUAUUUUUUUAUGUUACAUUACAUUCAGGAAGUGUUCAGACCCCUUUGGAUGACAAUGACCAAGUGAAAACUUGUGAAUUUUUGACAAAGUGAAGUAUUCAGACCGUUUGCUUUGACACUUGACAUUUAGCUCCAGGUUAGCUCGUUUCUGUCCUUAGCUCUGCAGGCAGCUCCUCCUCCUCAUGACUCGGUUUUUUAUGAGAGACUUUAUUUUACUUUAUUUUCCUAAUCAUGUCCAAUCAGCUGAAUGAAAGAAUCAAGGUGUAGAA